Molecule: messenger RNA, 20322 nt
Organism: Alligator mississippiensis (American alligator)
Lineage: Eukaryota; Metazoa; Chordata; Crocodylia; Alligatoridae
Gene: MN1
Product: MN1 proto-oncogene, transcriptional regulator
Exons: 2
Coding region: 184-3507 (1107 amino acids)
Biological process (GO): regulation of DNA-templated transcription
Source: RefSeq, a predicted model, not a curated record
GCGGGCUCGGGCUGAAAUGCAAAACUUGUGUCCGCGGCUCCGCGCCGGCCGACAGCAGCGAGCAGGCGCCGGAGCCGGAGCCGGGCGGGGGCCGGCAGGGCAGCGCCGCCGUCCGCGUCCGCGUCCGCCCCGUCCCGCGCCAUGUGAGCGGCCCGCGCCGGCCCCGCAGCGCAGCGGCCGCGGAUGCCCCGCAGCAUGUUCGGGCUGGAGCAGUUCGAGCCGCAGCCGCCCGGCCGCAGCCUGGAGCGGCCCUUCGGCGCGGCGCUGCAGCCCCUGGGCGCGCACUUCAAGGCGGCGCCGGGCUUCCCCGCCGACGCGGCGCUGGACCCGCCGCUGCUCGGCAUGAACAUGAGCCUGGCGCCCGACUACGGCUUCCACGCGCCCCGCGGCGCCGGCCUGGAGCACCCGCCGCCGCCGCCGCAGCAGCCCCAGCCGCAGCCGCAGCCCCAGCCGCAGCCGCAGCCCCAGCAGCACGGCUUCUUCGGCGCGCAGCAGCCGCCCGGCGCCGCGCACCCGCACCCGCACCCGCCCUUCGGCGGCGGCGGCGGCGGCGGCACCGGCGGCUUCGGGCCCGAUCCGGGCGCCUCGUGCCUGCACGGCGGGCGGCUGCUGGGCUACGGCGGGCAGGGCCAGGGCCAGGGCCAGCCGCAGGCCGCCUUCGCCGAGGGCUACGAGCAGCACCUGGCCGACCCGCAGGCGGCCGCCGCUGACGGCUUCGCCCCGCCGCCGCGCGCCGACUUCCAGCAGCCGCCGCCGCCGCCGCCGCCGCACCACGGGCCGGUGUCGGGCCACGCCGUGCCCGCGCCCUGCCUGCCGCUGGACCAGUCGCCCAACCGCGCCGCCUCCUUCCACGGCGCCGCCGACUCGCACGGGCUGGAGCGGCGCCUGCCCGCGCCGCCCGACGGCCUGGACUACAGCUACCCCGACGGCGCGGCCGCGCACUUCGACCUGCCCGGCUUCUCGCCCUCCGAGCCCGACGCCCAGGCGCCGCUGCCCGCCUACGGCCGUCCCGGCUUCCCCGUGCCCCGCGGCCCGGCGCUGGGCCUGGCCAAGCCGCCGCAGCACCCGCCGCCGCAGCAGCAGCCCGCGCCGCACGGCGUCUUCUACGAGCGCUUCGGCGGCCGCAAGCUGCCCGCGGCCAUGGAGCCGGGCGGGCGCCACGGCCUGAUGCAGCCGCCGCAGCCGGGGCUGCUGGCCCGCCAGAGCUCGUGCCCGCCCGCGCUGCCGCGCCAGCCGGCCGCCGAGGCCAGCGUGCCCGACGGGGCGGGCGCGGGGCAGGGCCCGCACGCGCAGCACCAGCACGCGCAGCACCAGCACCAGCACCAGCACCAGCACGCCGCCUUCGAGUACCCCAUCCACCGGCUGGAGAACCGCGCCGUGCCCUACGGCGACGCCGUGUUCGGCGUGGGGCAGCCCCCGCCGCCGCCGCCCGCGCCCAGCCAGCGCCUGCAGCACUUCGACGCGCCCUACCUGAGCGCGCCCAAGCGGCCCCGCUUCGACUUCCCCGAGCGCUGCGCGGCCUGGGGCGGCGGCGGCCUGGCGCUCGACACGCACCUGUCGCCCUCCGCCUACGCGGGGCUGCCGGGGGACUUCACGCCGCCGGGCCCCGACGGCUUCGCGCCCGCGCUGCAGGCGCCCGACCUCCAGCAGCAGCAGCAGCAGCAGCAGCAGCAGCAGCAGCAUCAGCAGCGGCACAACGCGGCGGCGGCGGCCGCGGCGGCGGCGGCGCUCAUGAUCAAGCAGAUGGCGUCGCGCAGCCAGCACCAGCCCCCGCAGCGGCUGCGCCCGCCCGGCCUGCAGGCGCUCGGCCACCCGGGCGACGUGCACGGCGGCGGCGGCGGCGGCGGCGGCUUCGAGCGGGCGGACGGCGGCGGGGCGCGGGCGGCCUUCGAGGCGGCGCACGUGGACGGCGCCUGGUUCCCGGGCGGGGAGCUGCUGGCGCCGCCGCGCCGCCCGGCCGAGGCGCACGACCUGCUGUUCCGGCCGGGGCUGGAGGCGCUGCCCUCGCCCGGCCUGCACGCGCCCUUCGCGCCCAUGCCGUCGCCGGGCGCCGAGCGCCGCGCCCCGUCGGACUUCGCGCCGCCGCCGCCGCAGCCCCCGCAGCAGCCGCCCCCGCAGCAGCAGCCGCAGCAGCAGCCGCCCGGCUUCCCCUUCGGGCCGCCCGGCCGGCAGCCCACGCCGCACGGCGCCUCGCCCGACUUCGCCCCCGCGCCGCGGCCGGCCGCCAGCAAGCUGGGCGCGCUGUCGCUCGGCUCCUUCGGCAAGGCGGGCGGCAAGGACAGCGCCGUGUUCGGGCAGAGCUGCCUGGCCGCGCUCUCCACCGCCUGCCAGAACAUGAUCGCCAGCCUGGGCGCGCCCAACCUCAACGUCACCUUCGGCAAGAAGAGCCCGCCCGACGGCAAGCGCAAGCUGGGCGCGCCCGAGCCCGACGGCGCGGCCCCGGGGCCCGGCCCCGACUACUACCCGGCGGCCAAGCCGGCGGGCGCGGGGCAGGCGCUGCCCGGGGAGAGCAGCCUGUCGCCGGGCUACGCGCUGGAGGCGGCGCCGGGCCCCGACGGCAAGGCGGCGGCGGCGGCGGCGGGCGGGCGGGGGCGGGGGCGGAGGAAGCGGGACAGCGGGCACGUCAGCCCGGGCAGCUUCUUCGACAAGCUGGCGGCCGACGGCGGGGGCGGCGCGGCGGGGGUGAGCCCGGGGCAGCCGCCGCCGCCGCCGCAGCCCCCGCAGCAGCAGCAGCAGCAGCAAGCGCCGUCGGGGGAGCGCGGCGGCGGCACCCCGCACGACAAGCCGCUGACCUCGCCGUCGUGGGGCAAGGGCGGCGAGCUGCUGCUGGGCGAGCAGCCCGAGCUGCUGGCCUCGCUGGACGGCGCGGCCAAGCCGGACGGCGCCUCGCCGCCCGUGGACUUCGCCGAGGACGUGAGCAGCAGCUACGCGGCCGAGGACGAGGUGUCGUCCAGCUCCGACAAGCCGGCGCGCAGCCCGCUGCUGGGCGGCUCCCCCAAGCUGCCGCCGCCGCCGCGGCCCGAGCACGCCCUGCUCAACGGACAGAAGCCGCUGGCGCUCGGCCUGCUCUCCACCUCUACCUCGACCCCCGACAGCUACGGGCUGAGCAGCACCCACCCCGCCACGCCGGGCCUGGAGCAGGUGCGGACGCCCAGCAGCACGUCCGCGCAGGACGAGAUCCACCCGCUGGAGAUCCUGCAGGCGCAGAUCCAGCUGCAGCGCCAGCAGUUCAGCAUCUCCGAGGACCAGCCCCUGGGCCUGAAGAGCAAGAAGGCGGAGUGCGCCGGGCAGAACGGCGACGGCGACCUGGGCGCCUGCUGCCCCGACGGCGGCAAGGGGGCCAUGAGCACCAUCGACCUGGACUCGCUGAUGGCCGAGCACAACUCCACCUGGUACAUGCCCGGCGACAAGGCCCUGCUGGACGGGCCGGACGAGGACAAGCCCGUGGCGCCCUGGGAGAAAGCCAAGCCCCAGAACCCCAGCAAAGAAGAGUUGGUGAAGGUUUGAAAAAGCAGCCUUGAAAAAAGGAGAAGAGACAAUGAUUAGGAAACCCUGCACAAUUCAGUCCUGGAAGCUCUUUGUUGAAUUGGAUUCAAGCCCAAAUAGGGAAAAAAGAAAAGAAGAGGGAGAGAGGAGGACAACCCACACUUACAAAAAUACUGAAAACGUUUUGUAAAAACUUUGGGGGGAAAAAAAUCCAAAUGGUUACGUCCCCAACUCUGUAAAACUAAAAUAGAUUUGAAACUUCAAAACUGGCGUGAAAUGUGUUUUUCCCGUUUCUUGAGCAGGCUCAAACCUGUUCCCCUUUGGAGUAUCUCCUGCAUUCCCUGGCAGGCUCGUGGGAAUGGCAGAGGCGCACCUGCAAGGGCAGACUAGAGGUCUGGCUGGGGCUUGGACUUGAAGUGACCUCCUCAGGUCCUCCCAGCCCUCGUUAUCUUUGAUUGUCUUUCUCCUUUAGACGGUCACUUCAAACCCAGCCCAGGUCAGCAGUGUCCAGAUUCGUUUCUCUCUGGAGCCUGUCUGUUGGUUUGCACGGGGACAGCGGUGGUCGGUCUGGGUCCCGGUAGCCGAGCGUGCGCAUUACAAGCCACUGCAGGGACUGGCAUUAAUUGAAGUCCUCUUGCCAUCUCAGCAGAGGGGCUGUGGGUUUAAUGGUCCUUGUAGACCCAGCUCUCCUCUCGCCCCUUCACGUCAGAGGUGAGAAACGGUGGCGAGAGACCUGGUGGGUUGGUGGAUGUUCUCGUUUCAUGCCUUAAAUGUGUCCUCCUUCACCAGGGCGAGCUUCAUGUUGCACCCUGGGAGCGGGGAGGAGGUAGGGGUGGUUAGAAAACCCCUUCAGAUGUUGUCAAGAUUGCAAAUUCAACAAGGGCCCCAAGGGUUUACCGACACGUGGCGUUUCAGCUCCGUGGACACACCGGUGGCCCGGUCUGCCACUGCUUGCGGUGCCUUCCCUCCUGGACAAGGGCAGACCCGGCAGGGGAAGGAGCUGAGCGCUUUCUGGCUAGGUCGGCGGGUGGCCCUCGCGGCAGCAGUGGCAAGUGAGCCGGUCCCGGCUCUGCAGUGUUCCCUUGUUGUAACCCGGAUGCUGCUUCAUGGGCAUAAAUGCAACAAAACUGGGGAAUGACCUCUAAAUGGGGCUUGUCCCUUGCAUCUCGCUGAACGCGUGUUUGCCGUGCCGGCUCUGAGACCUGGUGAUGUUUUUGAACAGGGUUUUGUACUCCCAGGAGUCAAGCGAAGCACUCAGAAGGGCUGUGUGUAAACCCGCACACAAGGGGAAGGGGGAAGGGGCCCUUUGGAGAUUAAUUAAACAGAAAGGCCUCGCUGUAGAUGCAAGGUUUUCCUGAUAAGCCGCAGCCCCUCACCGAAGUGUGCUGCCAGUUGUUGUUGCUGAAUCCCAGCUCUCGGAGGAAAUCUGAGAGAUCUCCCCCUGUCCCCCACCUCUCCGUCCUCCCGCCUGCGUGCUUGUGUAUGGUUAAGUUUUCUACGCCAGCGAGAAGCAGAGUGGAAAUGUCAGGGGUCAGGCUGCAGGCAGGCAGGGGAGCAGUCGGCGGACCGGCUUCAGCUGCAGUCUCCGACUUUCUGAGAAACCCGAGCUGUGUUCCCGGGAAGGUUAACUCUUUCCAGCACAGCUGCCUCCCUGCCCACGGGGACCUCAAGAAUGUGUUUAGCAGCUAUAAUCUCUUAGGAUAGCUUUGGGUCCAGGGUUUUCUGGACAGGUGCAAACAGUGAAGUGGUGCUGAAUACAGUGGCCUUCAUCCGGCUUCUUGUUGCAGCCUCAGAUUGACCCCCUGAGAAGAUGCGACUGCCUGGGUCCUUUGCUCGGGGAGGAAAAGCUGCAUGGGAAACUGCCGUGCUGCUGUUCCAGAGGCGGAAGGACAUGGGAUUUCUUUGUGCCUGGCCGUGUGAAAAGCACUGUGCGCACCAUGAAAAGCAAAGCAGGACUUUUCAGAAUGGCUCUUGGAGCAGCGACACGGCUCGCUGUCUUCCACGCCAAACAAUAAUAAAUGAAGCCGAUGCACGAACCCUGCUGCAAACCGGCGUGCAGGUCCGUGGUGGGUCUUCCGCCUUUGUGUCCCACCAGCGUGCCGUGCAUUGUCCGGGCUCAGAUGCAGACAGCUUAGCCGUUUGCGAGGGAGUGAGUUGGCGGGUCCUUGGGGAGCGCUCAGUGCAGGAACCGCAGCACCCCCUUCCCUCUGUUGAAAUCGUAGCUGUUUUGUUACCCGAACGCUUCGGGUAAGCUGAGCAGGCACCGAUUUUAUGUAGCCCUGGGUGGUCAGUAAAUUCCCUUGGGUGACAUCCCAGCCCUGUGGAAGUCUGUGGCCGUUCCAGCCCUGACCUCUCUUGGGAUCCUUGCCCCCGUACUGGGCAGCCUUCCCGGUGCCACGCUGACCCGUGCCGUCUUGUGUUGUGUUACCUUGCCUUGCCUAGGACGGUACUGGCGGUACUGGGAGGACUGGCCGUGUUGAGCUCUGGAACCACCAGCCUGGCCCCAUGGGAGCUGGUGGGGGUGGUGAGGGGGGCUGUGUUGCCCCUGUGAUUUAGGCACUUUCUCCUUUUGUGCCUAACACCUUUUUGAGUGGCUUGGCAGUGUGGAGGCCGGCAACUCGCCUGUCUUCGGCCAAGAGGCAUUUUUGAAGGGAAAACGACAAACGAGAGGGUGUGAAGUGACCAGUGUGGGGCAGAAGGCCUUGAGGGGGGAGGUCGGGAGACACGCUCACGUAUGACUCCCUUUGCAAAGUCUCGGGCUUGCCAUUACGUAGUUAAUGACUUCUGUGAUGCUAGCUUUAGGCUGUGCCCUCUUGCACAUGUGGGCUGAGUUAGUGUGUGCACACACGUGCCUUGCUGGCUGGGCACAGGGCUACAGCGCUCCUCGAAUGUGCUGGCUCACGUGGUGCAGUCCGUGAUAGCGCGUGUGCGCUAAGUGUAUCAUUUACACCCACAAAAGCCUAGGUCCCGCUGCUGCGGUUCAGGGCAGCGUCUCCCUGCCGUGUGAAGAGAGUGGGCUGCAAGAGCGGUGGCUGAGGCUGUGUCCUGUGCCCUGACGUGUGCUGGGAGAGGCGUGUUCCCUAUUUCCAGCCACCGCUGCAUUUCUCACCGAAAGGUCUUUCCAUGUAGCCUUUGCUGCACAAGUCUUUCCUUACCCCUUUCCCUUGUGUUAGUGCAGCCAAGAAAAGGUGUCACUUGGCUCUGCCUGGAAGGUACUUCUGCCGCUGGGGUGUGCAUGUGCAAGUGCAAGGAGAAUGGGUUGGGGUCAGCCCUGAGAUGCAGGGGGAGUGCAGCAGACAUUCAGCCCUGUAGUUGUGGGGGGGUUGUCUUGGCCUCCGUAAUGAGCACCAUAAAAACACAUGUCUGCAGCCCUUCUCACGCGGGGCUGGAGCAGCUUACAGGCUCUGCUGCUCGUGUGUGGACCCGUUGCGUCUCCCGGGGCUGUCUGGGAUUCCAGAUGCGACUUUGGGGCGAGGUGCGGAAGUUGAUUUCAGUAUUCAAAUAUGCGAGCUGCGCUCAAACCAAACAGCCCCAGAUCUUUGUUUGUUGCUCAAUAGGCCGUGCACAUGAGUGACAAGCAGACACCAGCCCCCAAACGCAGCUUUGUGUGUAGUGGGGGUAGCCAGACCACGGAGAGCUGAGAAGCUGUCCAAGUGCGAGCCCUGCUUGAUAUGCGCUGCAAAAAGGCGAGAGCCCCCGGGACAGAAAGGAAAUGUCGUUGCUCCCACCUGGUCCCCUGUGAAAGCUGGCCAUCACUGUGUGGCUGCCAGGGCCACGUUUUGGGGGAUGCCGUGGCACCGCGGUGCCCAGCGGUCCUCCGUUCUGUGCCUUUGCCUGCCGCGGCUGUGUAGGUUGGUGCUCUGGGGGCGCUAGAUUUCCUGAGAGUGGGAGUGCAGAGCUGUUGGUUCCCAGCACCAGAGGAGCUGCUUGUCGUCAGUUAGUUUUAUCUUUGAAAUUAUUUUUGGAGGUUUUGUGGAAAAGCAAAGGCCAGCUGGCCCGGAGGAGAGCUGGGAGGAGCAGUGCUCUCGCUUUUGAGUUGACAGGAGAGGAGACCAUCCCAGUAUGGUCUACCGGCCUACUGCCCAAUGUACUGGGUUUUGAAACCUUAGAGUUGGUUUUGGUUCAAGGGAUGAGCACUUGAGGAAAAAAUGCAGCUCUCCGAGUUCGUCUACACCGAGAUUUCUCCCUAUAACAGCUGUCUGCUCCCACCACAUUGCUUUUUUUGAGAGCUGAAUGAAGACUCUGCAGUGACCCGGCUCUUGGAGGGGAAAAUAUGCUUGUAUCCAUCCUCUCAACAGCAAAACCUUUAGACGUGGUGAACAAAUCUAGUUCCAUCUUUUUCCAGUGGAUUUUUCUUGUCCCCAGCCCCCUUUCACACAGCUAUGUGUUUCUAUCUGAUAGUUUCUUUUUCUCUCUCCAGAUUUUGUAUAAAAAUGUUAAGUCCAAGCCUGCUGUAACCUUUAUCAGCUGGCAGAGCAUCUGCUACCUCACCGCCCCUUCCUGUCCGCUUUAGUGGGGGUUGCAAGAUGAAUCGGUGCUUGGUGGGGAGGACUUGGGCUUCUUCACGGGGCUCGGUGGGGUGCUGGUUUUUGGAUGUCUGACUCCUUAGGUAGUUAGAAAUAAGUAAGAGCAAAAGGAUAAGUAACUGCACUGGGAAAGUGUUUCUGGUCUAGAGGAAUGAGUUGUUCCCCUCCCGCCCCCGUUCCUUGCACGUGGGUGGCCAGCAUCUGUCGUGCCCGCCCUGCCGUCCAUUGUGCUUGCAUGUGCAGUGCCAUUUUGUCCAUGCCCUGCUGAGUGGUGAGAUCCUAGACAAUGAGGGUUGAAGGGCGCUCUGGAGGUCACAUCUAGUCCUACCCCCUGCUCCAAGCAGGACCAGCCCCAACUGCAGUAUCCCAGCCAAGGGUUUGUUGAACUGAUCCUUAAAAACCUCCAAGGAUGGAGACUCCACCACCUCUUUGGGUAACCUUGUCCCAGCGCUUCACCAUCCUCCUGGUGGGAGAGUUUUUCCUAAUAUCCAACCUCCACCUCCCUUGCUACAACGUGAGCCCGUUGCUCCUUGUCCUGUCAUCCGUGGAAAUGGAUUGACCUCCUUUCGAUUUUAGGGGAGACGGCUUGCAAGGGACUGCUCCUUGUGCACCCAAACGCGUGUCCCUGGGAGAUGUUUCCAGGUAAUCCUGAAGAACAAAUGGGACAAAGCAGGCCAAGGUGCCACGUGUGGUCUCCUCUCGGGUACAAGACCCCCAUUGGGAACUGCGGUUGUACUUCCACCAUUUCCCUUGUGCUGGUGAGGUAUAACCCAGAGUCCCAGCGUGUGCCACAGCCGGAGAUGUGCGAGGCCCAUGGGAGCCAUUGACUUUGCCUGUGGCAGUUGUGUAUUGCAGUCCUUCGUAAUUGUGAAUCAUAGCUGCAGCAGAGGCACCUGCCAGGCAGGACUGGGGAGGACUCGGAGACGAGGCAGGGCCUGAAGGGAAAGCCCGAAACACGGGCAAACUGCUUGUGGUCAGGGGUCCUCAGCUACUAAGCAGUGCUUGCUGCAGCACUUGGGGCAGACGGUGCUUUUAAAUCUCUGAGAGCAUUUAGGUGUUUCUCUCGCACUGAUUUUGGUGGGAAUCAAGUACCAAAUUCCCCUUUAAAAUUCAGCCCCUGGACCCAUCCCUUCUGAGCACGAGACGCACGGUCCCACGGGAGAGGGAGGUGGGGUAGGGAUGUGGAUCGUUUUUAUUCUAAGUUCAACGUGAGCUCGUUUUCAUUUUGUAUCCUAAAGCUAGGCAACCUCAAACAAAGGCCCGGGAAGGGAGUCUUUUUCCUUUCACUGUGUUUUCAGUUCAUUUAAGGAAAAUAGAUGUUUUAAAAUGUAAUAUGUAGGGUUUAAAUCGCCUCCUUAGUGUUGUCAUUUCGGUGCGUUUCCAGCAAUUAUGUAGAAGCUGUUUCAGGAAUCUGGGGAGAGGGAGCUGGGAUUUACAUGUUUCUCUCUCUGGUUCACUCUGUGCAUAAUCACCAUCUAUUUGUUGCCUUUACAAACUCCAUUUAUACACCCACUUCCCUUGCCAGUGCGAGUGGGCAUUUUAAUGCUAUUUUUGGAAGCUGGUUCUGCGCACUGAACCCACAUUAGACUGAAAGUAAUAUUAGUACUUCUGACCUGGGCGUCCUCGAGAUGCAAUGAGCUGCAGCAAAGCUCACUGCAAUGAUACGACUGGUCCUAGAGCGAACUGCCGCUUACAGUAAAUAUUGCUCUUUCGGUUACCGUAUUGUGGUUGAUGCGAAUGGUUAUGUCCACAGUUAGCCUGCAGACCCACGUUCACGAGCCAGUAUUGGACCUGUUUUUCAUUAUUUAAUAUACAUUUAAAGGCGACUUUAUAACAGGAAAACAGCAGGCGAAUCAAUACGGUCUGUUUUCAGGCCAGUGCUCCUCUCCCAAGACCUCUUCUUUCAGGCUGCUUAACGCUUCUCACCAACUAAUAAGAGGCUUUUGAGGCUGUUGCAUUAUUGGGGACCGGUCGGUAGGUGGCUCUUGGGGGAGGGAAGGGGCUGUGAAGUAGAGUCAAGUGUAUAGAAAUUGCAGGCAUUAGUCAUCAUUAAUAGGCUCGGGUUCUUGCUAAAUGUCAGGGUGGCAAUUUAAAGCCGUACACGUAAGCACAGUUUCGUGCAAUUUUGCCCUGUCCUGAAAUCUUACUGAGCAGUGCCCAGGAGCGGGUUUCAGUGAUGUGAACCAAGAUUUAACCGCUCCUUGGGGUCUUUGUGGGGUCAAAAUCCUGCCCUGAUUUCUUUCUUUUUAUCUUUUUUUUGCAAAGGAGGAUCUUUGUGGGAUUGCACUGGCAUGGGGCAUCACUGCGUGGCGACUUGCUGGGAGCCACCCACGUGUGCGAGGCCAAAUUAAAAACAUUGGGUGCAAAAGCCAGCAAUUCUCAGCUCCUCCCAGGAUGUGUGAGUGGCUGCUUGCAAUAAAAAAAAAAAAAAGAGAGAUUAAAGUACUUAAAAGGCAACUGAGUGAAGUCAGCUAGCAACCUGGGGAAUAUCUGCCCCACGAGCCAGCAUGCCCUUCUGCAGCAGGGCUCUCCUCUGCAUACUGAAUGCAGAGCCCCCCAUAACGCCCUGGCUCUAAUCUGCUUUCCCGGAGAGCUUAUAACGCUUCCUCUCCCCGCCACCAGUUUAGGAUGCAGCUGCGAGAAGGUGGGAGGGUGGGCCGCAGCGACGGGCUCGCUGCCAAGCAGCUACACGGCCUGGCCCGGGUUUUCGUCUCUGUGUUCCCCGAGCAAGAACGGUUUGGGGAGAGACCCUCCGCAGGCCUCUCCUGACAGACAUCAGCCCCCGCGCACGGCGUGGCAGGGACGGGAGCGCGCUGCCGAGCGUGGAAAGCUGCUGCUCCGAGCUGGAGGUCGGUGGGAACGCGGCAGACUUCCCAGGGGGGCCGCGCAGCUCCGAGCGCUCGUCACCUCCGUGAGAGGGACAGUCGUAGUGGCCGGCAGGGGUUUUAUGAGCCUAGACAGCAGCAUGACUCUUCCUCUGUGGACCGUGUUUGCAGUGUUUGUGCACGCCGCCCACCCUCAAUGAGUCAUGAGAAAGGUCUUUGUAGCCUGGUUUUGGCACGCUCAGGCAUUGGGCAAGCACUUGGUGCUCCCAGUGGGUUUCGUGGCUUCCCAAGCGGCAGGAUACGGUGGAAUCGGCUAUUUCUAAACCAGCGCAGGCUUUCUGUUGGACCUUGCAAAAGUGGCUUGGGGUUUGCAGGGAAGAGGGGGUCAUGACCUGGGUGCAGCCCCGCAUGAGACCUCUCUGUCCGUGAAACCAGUAUAGACCAGUUCCAUGGGGAUGGCUGCUGGUUGCGCGUGCAAGAGCGGGUCUGGUUAGAUAACGAGCGGAGCCCGUGGCGGACACGACCGUGACUCGCCUGCCCGGGAGCACAGCGGCACCGGAGCCGUGGCAGCAGUGUGAGCUAUCCCGGCGGCGUCCGAUGGGAGCCGUGGAGCGGGUUCCUCGGUCUUGUGUGGCCGGGCGGCGUGGUUUCCGGUCCAUGAACACGAAAGCAGGUGGGCAGGCACAAGUGUGUGAAGUGAGUGGCGUGCUCCAAGCCAGCCCCUGGGCGAGAGGUAAUGUGUUCAACCAAGGGACCAAAUGGAGGAGCCCAGAGAAGUGGAGCCCGUUUCAAAGCUGCCUGUUGCCCUUUCCCGUAGGGGCCGUGUCCCUCGCCUGCAAGGCCGUGGGGCGCAGGCCUGUCCUCCCCACCCCUGCGGUCCCCGAAAGGGGACCAGUCCUUUCUCCCCUGCCUCCAACUCGAGGUCACGCUGCACUUUGAGCUCAGUGCUGCCUCUGCCACCCCCCCAGUUGGUCCUUUAUGUGCUCGGGGAGUUACCGCCAGCACCGGAUUGGGGCCACGUUAGCAGGUCGAGUGCGUCCAAGAGCCCCGCGGCCUCCCUGCCCGCUCACGAUGCUGGUGAGGAAGGUGUGUCCAGCCGUUAACCCUGCCACCCCCCCAGGGUCUCUUCCCUCCUGCGGCUGUUCCUGGUGGACGCAGGUGAAAGGAGCAAAGAAUAAAACGGAGACGCCCUUUUGCAGCAAGCCUUUGCUCGCCUUUAUCUAACCUGUGUGCGAGCAGCGAGCGUCGCCGGAGCUCCUUGCCAGCUUGCAGACCACUGAAAGCAAAGCAAACAUCUUUGCAACAUGCUCUGAUACACGCUCCCUUUAGAGCGGCAGGCACCUCCAAUUAAUCAUCCUGUCCGGGGAGGAAGAAGCUUUGAAGAUUAGGGGACACUUGCCAAAGCUGACGGCUGAGGAAGGCGGGUGGGCACGGGCUCAACAUUAAGGGUAUAUGGGCUGGGUUCCCAGCUGGGCGAGCAGUGGCAGCCCUGGCUUCUCACUUUCCCCGUCUACAUGAGUGAUGUCUCUUCCGCGCAAGGCUUUCACCAGCAAAGUGCUGGGGGUAGAUGAGCAGGACCGGGUAGUUUUGCUACGCGCUGAACUUUUACCGAGGAGCCCGAUGGCCUUUGUGAGAGAGAGCUUUUACCGCGUCGGUCGCCUGGUUAUAAAAAUUCUUAGGCUUGAUGCCCGUAAUAAAUCCCGGGGCUGGCUGAGCCAAAUGACUUCUUGAAAUGUUAAUGGCCAAGAUGCGGGCGAUUCCCUGGAGUUGAGGGGGUCUGUGCGUGCAGCAAAGGGCAACUCCCUGUUGAAACCGUGCAUGUCAUCGCGAGCCGCGGACGCGCCGUAUCCGCCCCGCGGAGCCGCCAGGCAGGCUUGGUCUGUUCCUUUAGCUGCAUCCGCUCGGCGGCGAGCACGGGAACGUGCCACGUCCCUUUCUCGUGGGCUUUAAAGAAGAGGCCAACGUUGCACAGAAAAAAGGGGCGGGAAGUGAGGCCGGUGGCGGGUCGGUGCACGCUGCCUACGAGGGACAGGCGGGGACAGGCGGCCAGUCCAAGGUGCACCGGUGCCGGGGGCCGGGUGCGAGACUGCCGCAGAGCGGGGCGGGCUCGCUAAAACGAACAGCGCGCGACACCUUUCUUUGCGUGUACGGACGCAAGUGAAAAAUAAAUGUUUGCAUAUCUUCCUGGCGCGCCAGACAAGCUCCCAGCGCUUCAUCAGUGCUGCCUUAGCGAGCAGCUAAGUAGCUUGUUUGUUUCUCCACGCAAGCGCUCCCUUUGAAGAGCAAAUUGACCUGCAGAGACUAGAUCCAGGGCGGAGAGAAACAUGCAGUGUUUUCAGACCUUAUUUCUCUCCAAACCUGGAAGAGAUGAUGCCGGGGCGCGUACAAAUGCAGAGCAAUGUGCCCGAACCAAUAUGUCAAACUGUCAUGCGGGAGAUUUGGUGAAAAACAUCUUGUCCUGAGGGAAUCAUUUUAAACGCUAUAUGUAGGUUUGUAGCCUUGUAAGAGAUCAUUACUCAAAUCUAUUCCCUCUUACGGUGGCUCGGCCCUACUUAAGGUGCUCAAAAUGAGCAGCGGCCUAUUAACGUGGCCUCUAAGAGUAGUUACGGGAUGGUCGGGGGACGCGGAUCUCUGGUCGGGGAAUACAGGAUGUGGAGCCAAAUCAUCCGAUUUAGCCUUAACGAGAUCGGUAGGCGUCCAAGAGCUUCACGCUCGACUAGUCAUCGAGGGCGGGCUGCGGCAGGCCGGGCCCACGCUGUGCGGGGCGCCGGGCUCUGGGGCAGCCGGGGAGCAGGAGCCGAGGCUUUGUCAGAGCCGGUGAGGAAGUGUGAGGGACGAGCCCCGAGGCGGGCACCGGUCCGGGGUCUCCACCUCCUGUUUGUCACUUCAAUCUGGCAGCAGCGCUGACAUGGAGAGCGGACCCCCUUGCAGACCGCCGGCGAGGGCUCCCGCGCUCCCCUUGUCUGCGUGCGGCGCGGCUCUUCUCCCCUCCUCCCGUCUCGGUUUUGUUCCUUGCAGAACGGGCUGCAAACCUGCCCGGUCCCUGGCCUGCCCUGCCCCGGCCCGGGGCCGUGCGGGGUGCGGUGCGUCCGCGCUGAGCAGGCGAGGACGUUGUAGUGGGAGCUGAGUUGACGUGGUGCCUGCUGGGGCCAACCAAGGGAUCGGGAGGUGCUUAGUUCACAAGUGUCUCGUUAGUGACUUCACCGAGAGGGCACGCGCGGGUGCAAGGGAAGAGAGGCUGGAAGGCAGGCGUGACGCCGUGCCUGGAAGGGAUGACGAGUUCGCCGGCGUGAACCAGGCAGUCGCAGCUUUGCCUCGCGCUGCGUGAUCAGGUGCACGUGGCUUUGUGGCUUGUCCUGCUAAGGUGCAUGAAGCCGCCUCCAUGCUGGUUUGCCUUCCUGGUACCUCGUGUACUCGCAGGGUGCAAAAGCCUCCCCCGUGGACUAGCCUAAGGAAGGGGAGCAGUCGCGAUGAGCAGCCCCCUGACCGCCUGCGGUCCUGGGAGCCUGUUUUGGGGGUUGUAGGGAGGAGGCUAGGGGGAAGUCUCUCCUGUGAGCACCCGGGUGCCUUGGUUUUGGUUUGAAGGGCUUGUCGUCGGGUUGCGGGGAGCUGCCCGGGGCUGAUGCUUGCUGGGUAGCCUUGCCCUGGAUCUCCCUUGAGCGCAAAUGAACUCCCUCCUAAGUCUCCUGCUCGAACCCAGAGCACAUUUAAAGCAACGAUGCAGCCAUCAGCUUGCGCUGGGUCGGUGAUCCUGAAAACACAGCUCUUAGUUGCAGAGUAAAACCACGGGGAAGGGUUGGCCUCGUGCCUGCGUCAUCACGGCGGUGUGUGAAAUGUAAGAAGCCGCUCUCUCGCUCUCCUUUUCAGUGGCCGUUUAGAAACGUUUGCCUAGACGGUGCAGCGGGAUGACUCCCGGUCACCAGCGUUCGCUGGAAGCCAGCACGCAGGGGUGUGAGCAGUCGGACCUCAGCGUCUCCAGCGUGUGAGCAAGUAUCUGCAGGUAGCUCUUCUGUAGCCGUCGCCUGCUCCUCCAGGCAUUUGUAGACAGGCCCACGUGCACCCCGAGCUUCUCGUGGCAGUCCAGUCUUGCAUGAACUUCCCCAGGCAGCCAGCAAUCAGCGCGCCGGGCUGCUUGAUUUCCUUAUUGCCCCUGCAGCACCAGGCGCAGGUGCUGGCAAUAUCGGGACGAUGGGUCUCAGGAUGUGUGAUGAGCGAUAGCAGGGAGCAGGCAUCUCCCCGUGUUAGACUCUCGAACUCGGCAUCAGACCUGCCAGGAGAUGCCCCCUGGGGAGGCCAGCGGACAAGAUGCACCCGGAUAGCUCCUGGGACAGCAGCGGGGUACCCCUGCGCUCUGGGCGGAAAGAGCUGGAGGUGUCCAGAACUGGGGGACAUGGACUCGAACUAAUCGUGCUUUAUUUUUGGUGCACGAGGAUGCCAUACAUCUCCAGGCCCCUUCUGGGCCGGCUGCUCGGGCCUCGCCCCGACUGCACCGUAUUUCACGUUCCCGUCUUCUCUGGCUGCACGUAACCCAGCAGAAGUGGCACAUCCUGCAAACCAAACAUUUCUGUGCAGCAGGAGAGGACAUCUCCGCAGAGAGCAUAGGUAACAUGGGGAUAGAUGCUACGGCUUUCCUGCCCUGCUUACUCACAUGUCGGAGCUCAGGUUUCAGAUGGAGCGCCGGUCUGGGAAGUGUCUUCAGCCUCUUUGCUGGUCGGAGGGUCGGCGUGUUGUAGCUGACAGUUGUUUAUCCAGAAAUCGGCAACUCUGGGGCAGUGAAAGGCCGACUCCCCCUGCUUUACCUGCUAGUCCCAUCCAUCUCUGCUAACAAAGCGCCUCUGGAUGGAGCGUGUGCUGCAGAGGGCAGGAGCACAGGGAUCGUUAGCGCGAGCGCGGCAGGGAAAUGCGAAGGCAGGCUGGGUGCAACGAACCUGCCGAGGCCGCGCGGUGGUUUCUGGGCCGGCGUCGCAGCAGUGUUCGGACGUUUGGGAUUGUGGCUUUCGGCAAGAGGAGUGGAACGAGCCCCACGUUCGGCAGAGCAGGAAAGCGCUCGCUGGCUCUAAAAUACGGCAGCUUUGUCAAGGCCAAAUAAUAACGAGAAGAAUUAAUGAUAAACUCGUGUGUAAACCUUUCCCCUCCCCAAGACUGGAGCUGUAACGCUUGUCAGCCCGGCUCCUCCUGGGCCCUCGCCCCCGGCACUACCUCCCUAGUCAUUUGUGCCCAACCAAAGCCAGGCAGUGCCCAUCCCCACAAUACCUGUUCAUGGGCUUUCCCAAUCCUGCUUGCCCGUUUAUGUGAGUAGCCAGUGGGUUAUUCUUACCUCUGGUGGAAAUGUCAUGGUAGGCAAUAAGAUGGCUUGUCGGAGGAAGGGGAGCAGGAGGGUUGCUUUGCUCUUGUCACGUGUGGGUUUUAAGAUGCUUUCUUGAAAAAGUCCUUCUCUGUACAAGGAAAGCAGCCAAAUGGUGCAUUUGUGGACACGUGUAAGCAGAGAACUUUUCUGUACAGGGUAGCAAAAGCCUUUAUUUCUUACGUGCAUUAUAGUGUCAGAUGUAGGGAUCAAACGGCUGCUGAUCCAGGUAGCCAAGCCCAGUCGCAGCCCCGAGGGGCUCUCGGCUCGCGAGGUCUGUGGGGUUGGCUGCCGGGACGGGGCCAGGACAGACGCCCGCAGGCAGAGAGACCUGGGACUGUCACGGCUGCGUUGGUAGGUGCUCUGGCUCUUCAGCUCAAAGGCUGCUGCACGCGGCUUUACGGCAGCUGUGCCUGACUGAAUUGCCGCUGAUAGUCCUUGGACAGUGGUGCACGAGGGGCUCCGUUCCCACCCUCGCCUCCUUUUCUCCAAGGCAGGACGACCGCUGCUAUCACGCGGGGUAAUCGCGGGGGACUGCUUUCCCUGCGCUGAGGCCCAUUUGGAGAGAGGCCGAAAACGAAAUAAAUGCAUGAGGCUGGGUCCUGUGCGGGGUCCCAGGCACAGAAGAGAAUGGGCUUUCUGUAAGAGCCUUAUUUGCUCCUCCGAGCCCUCGAGCUGGCUUGCUCUUCAAGCCAACGUUGCACGGAGGCGUGUUACUCUUGGGACAUGUCGUCUUAGAUGAAGUAGUUUCUUUCUCCCUUUUAAAGGUGAGAAGCAGAAAUGAGUCCUUGCUCGUCUGCAGUGCUCCGCUGCUUCGGCUCCUUCUUGAAGGACCAGCGUGAAGAUGGGGGAGGACCGACUCCCGAGCGUGCGGUUUGCUGCUCUGUGUCCUGUCCGGAGCACAGCUGUGACGUGGCCGGAAACCACGGGGCACCCUGAUCUGGCCUGGCGUUGACAGCGGCUCGGCCUCCUCGACCCGCUGACCUCUGGGUCGUUAUUGCAGCAGCGAGGGGUGCCCUAUUCCUGCUAGUAAUGUAGACGGAAGCACAGGAUUGGCGAUGUGGUUUUGCAUUGCCUCUGGCAGCGAGCGUGCUAGGGUAGCACUUUUGCUAUGUAGCCAUCCGGGUCAGCAAUGCAGGCCGGUGUCCCUGCUCUCUGCUCGGGCCCGGGGUCACUGCCUCACCUGUGCUCUCGUGGCUCAAGCCUGUGUCUCUGCACUCAGGGGCGAUGCUGUAGGAGCCAGGAUGUUGCUCACACCCUGAAAUCACCCAGCAUUAAAUGCCUUUCCCAUUUCAAGCCGCGACUAUCGGAUUGUUUCAGGAUAUUUUACGGUUAAUGUAAAUCUGAUGUCACCGUGAUUCUGUCACCAUGCCAGUAGGAUGUAGACCUAGUCAGGUCCUCUUUGGUAUCUGAUUUUAGCGGCAGGUUAAAUGAGCCAAACAUAACUUGCUCCACGGAGCGUGAUAAGCUAACACCACUUAGGUUUAUGGAUAUUAGUAAGACGUCGCAGAGAAAAAGCCUUAGUGGGCUUAAGCGUUUUCACCCGGUUUCUGACAGUCAGCGCGGUCCAGCCUCCGUCCGGAUGCAUGGGGGGAUUUGGACUCCAAAUCCGCGGAGAUGUGUUCUGGGGACGCGGGAAGGAGCACGCAAGAUGAACCAUGAAGGAAGAGGCUCUUGCCUCUGCUGCGGCUUUGUUUGGGAGCACGGGUGUGCGGUUCACGUUCGAGUCGUGGAGCCCAGAACAGCUCCUGCUGCACCCGAGGUCAGAGGCCAGCAAAGCAGGGGGACCUGUUGGUGCUGAGGGGUCAGCAGCACCAGCCACGGUGGUGCUUCGGCUGUGUGCAAGGGGGAAGCGAACCAGGUGAGCCCUCCUGGGGUUUGCCUUUAUAGCGUUGAGUGUCGACUCAAGCGCUUGCCCCCCUGCGUCGUCAAGACGCGUGACCUGGCGUGCGAGAGGGCCGUCGACUGGUGCAUCCUUCCUGCCUGCACGCUCGAGGCAGGGCAGUGCGGGAGCGUGCCCAGGGCUGCACCCCGGAGAUGGGACGGCGUGGAAGAGCGGUGGCUGUUGUGUUUGAACCCUGGGGCGAGGGCACGCCGACUUCCUCUGCCACCUUGCGUGGCUGGACCCGAGGCCGUCCGUUACCCGCAGGACUGCAGAGCUCUCGUGGUCGAAACCUCGGGCCUGGUGCUUUGUUGCUGCGGUGGAAAGCUCGGCAGACAGGCACGCGGUGCAGUGUGGUCUGGCUGCUGCAGACGGGCUUCUUGUAACACCCUGGGAUGUCCUUUGUGGGUCUGCUUCUUUGGUGGCUUCAGGGAUUGCAAAAUGUAUGUGUGUGUGUGUAAUCAUGCAACUAAUGUCGUGUGCUGUUUGGGCUCUUGCAAACCAGCGAGCUUUGCUUCACUACCAGGCAGAUGGAUUUAAAUGGUAAUUAAGUUUUAAGACAUCUAGAGGGGCACAGCAUGAUGUGGGCAAGGCAGCGUGGGUUUUGCUAAGAAGGAAGCCGUGCCUCGCUAGCCUGUUUUAAAAUUCUCCAAACAGGUCCUCAGCGGUAGGGGUGAAGGUGCCUGGCUGGGGGCAGCGAGGGCUAGCGGUCGCUGUGCUGGAUGGGUUUCGGCAUCCGUCCCGCUGUAACGGUGCAACUGCCCUUUGAUUCUGCAACUCUGGGAACGUGCUGAGCUUGGGUGGGAAGAUCCCUGCUGCUUUUGGCGACCAGAAAGACUUGAUUUCUGCUAAAAUUGGGGGUUUUGCUUGCUGACAGCAAAAUCAUGCUGAGGAUUGUCUGGAGACCGAAGGGAGGAGGACUAGGGUUCCUGCAAGGGCCUUGGUGUGGGGGCAGGAGAGGGCCCACACAAUUAGACCGAGGGGGAGCGUGGGAUAUGGGGCAGUGGUUAGGGACAGAGCGGGUUUCUGUGCUGGAAACGCUGGGUUCUGCAAUGUCGGCGUGUUGCUGGGAGCAGGGCUCAACUUUUGUUGGGCUCCAGGUAGGCUGGAGGGCUCUGCCAGGCAGCUGCCCACCCCUGGGCAUGUGUGAUGGGCCUGGCGUGCCGAAGUGGCUCCCUGGGGACUCUUCAAGCAAUGCGGGGGGUUGCGAGGUGAGAAGCAGUCUUCGCUGGUGAACCGUGCGAGAAGGGAAGAGUUCGGAGCAAAGGGCUGAGCUCUCGCACGGAGGGGUAGCUAGCAGGGUAGCGAUGGGUGCUCUGCGGGGGGGCGAGGCGAGGGGACCUGGGAUGACUGGGGUCGACCAGGACAAAAGGAAGUCCGGGAGCAGAUCUGGGCAGCGUGGAAGCUCAGGUCACAAAGGCAAUGUGUAUUGGAGAGGUAAUUUGUACGACCGUGCAUCCGUCCGGGGGGCAGGGGCUCAGCUUGUUCCAGGGAGAUCUGCCCGCAUCACUGGGAUUGAACACAGUAUUUGGGCGAACGAAGCACAGACUGGGCCUAUGCUUCUCCCAUGGUGCUAGAAACCAGUGGGAUGCCUUGGCCUCCAGUACAGGGGAUCGGCUUGGGCCCCUUUUUCUCAAAAACAGGGCCCAGAGAUGGGGAGGGAAGUGAUGGAAGAGGAGAAGUUUUGAGAGGACUAGGUCUGAGCAGGGGCAGGGAAGGCAAAUCCCGAUCCACGUGGUCCUUUGCUCGAGCAAGGACAAAACGCUGGUCAGCCACACCGAACACGGUUGAAUUUCCAACCCGUAAAAGGAAACGCCUCUUGUACAGCAGGUAGAUAGCUGGUGAAACGUCUUCAUGUGAGAUGUGCCAAAAUUGUUGAGCGUGGACGUGGCACGGUGGAACCGACCCCUGCCAUUGCAGUAGAUGGGGCAACAGGUACGGGACGCAUGUAGGGCGUCCGCCUAGCACGGGGCGAGGCUGGGGAGAAACGUCUCUCCGUUGGCUGUCCACCAUGAGAUUUGCAGCGCCUUCCUUGGGCGCAGCCACCGCCGUUGGGAUGCCAGAGGGGCUCACGGUUCACCACGUCGCGGGACCGCCGCCGGCCCCCGUGCGCGGGAGCUGUGCCGGGGCUUGCUGGGAUGACAGAUGCGUUCAGGGCCGCGGCGUGUUCCUUGCUUCGUUCAGCCCCGUGUGAAUUGCUGCUGCGUUAAGUGUAAAACCGGUGUUGCCUUGGCCUUGUAAUAACCUCUCUCUCCACCU